Molecule: messenger RNA, 2203 nt
Organism: Populus euphratica (Euphrates poplar)
Lineage: Eukaryota; Viridiplantae; Streptophyta; Magnoliopsida; Malpighiales; Salicaceae
Product: pentatricopeptide repeat-containing protein At2g37320-like
Exons: 1
Coding region: 185-1765 (526 amino acids)
Biological process (GO): RNA modification
Molecular function (GO): protein binding; RNA binding
Source: RefSeq, a predicted model, not a curated record
GCUCAACUCACAACCCUAAAUUGAUUUAGGUUAGAAAAGAAAAAAGUUGAUUCACUCCCUCACUUCAGCAAAUUAUGUGAGAAGGUACAGUGAUCAACAUGUAUUUUCAAAUGACUUGUGUCAUCUUGACUAACAACCCAUUCAGCAGUUUAGUUGGAUAUGCAAGAAUUUCUCAUGGGUCGGUAUGAGUAUUGUUUCUCUGCAGACACGAUUUAGGAAGAAAGUCCCUUACGCCGCACAACUUUUCCAAACUCUAUCACAGCAUAGGCCUUUCUCUUCUCACAAAUUCAGAAGCCCAACUCAGACCAAACGUUUAGACAAGGCACUCAGGAUUCUAGACAUUAUAACCCCCAAAACAACCGCCCUAACAGAUGGCCAGAACCAUCUUCGUGUCAUUCAGGACUUCUUACAAACACAUUCAAAUAGAACCAGUGAACAACGUUUGAGCAACGAUUUCAUAUCUUCGAACUCAGAUAAUGGAGACUUCAGCGUGUUUGAUGAAAUUCUUGAAUCUUCUUUUAUAAACAAUGAUGAAGAUUCUAAUGCUACGAGCUUGAGUUUCGAUGCGAGUGUUUUGUCGAAUGCUGUGAGUUCUUGUGCGUCCACGCGGGAUCUUCGCGGUGGUAUUCAAUAUCAUUGCUUGGCAAUAAGUACUGGCUUUAUCGCCAAUGCUUAUAUUGGAAGUUCUUUGGUUACUUUUUAUGGCAAAUGCGGUGAAUUGGAUAAUGCUUACAAAGUGUUCAAAGAAAUGCCUGUGAGAAAUGUGGUGUCAUGGACAGCCAUCAUUUCUGGGUUUGCACAGGAAUGGCAGGUUGAUAUGUGCUUACAGCUAUAUUGUUUAAUGAGAAAUUCAACACUGAAACCCAAUGAUUUCACAUUUACUAGUCUUUUGAGUGCGUGCACUGGCAGUGGAGCUCUUGGGCAAGGUAGAAGUGCUCAUUGUCAAAUAAUUGAAAUGGGUUUUGUUUCAUAUUUGCAUAUAGCCAAUGCUCUUGUAUCAAUGUACUGCAAAUGUGGGAACGUCGAGGAUGCAUUUCACAUAUUUGAGAACAUGGUUGGCAAAGAUAUCGUGUCAUGGAAUUCAAUGAUUGCUGGCUAUGCUCAACAUGGGCUAGCAGUGGAGGGGAUUGGGCUUUUUGAAAGGAUGAAGAGUCAAGGGGUGAAACCUGAUGCUAUUACUUUUCUUGGUGUUUUAUCUUCAUGUCGGCAUGCAGGUUUUGUUGAAGGAGGAAGGAAUUACUUCAAUUCAAUGGUUGAAUAUGGUGUGAAGCCAGAACUAGACCACUAUUCAUGUAUAGUUGAUCUUCUUGGUCGUGCUGGAUUACUGGAGGAGGCUCAAAAUUUUAUUGAAAGGAUGCCCGUAUCUCCCAAUGCUGUUAUAUGGGGUUCACUAGUAUCUUCCUGCAGGCUUCAUGGGAGUGUUUGGAUUGGCAUACAGGCUGCAGAGAACACGCUGUUGCUGGAACCAGAGUGCGCUGCUACCCACGUGCAGUUGGCGAAUUUGUAUGCUAGUGUGGGAUUCUGGGAUCAGGCAGCUAGAGUGAGAAAAUUGAUGAAGGAUAGAAGACUUAAAACAAAUCCUGGCUGCAGCUGGAUUGAGAUCAAGAAUGAGGUUUAUAGAUUUAGAGCAGAAGACUGUUCAAACACUAGAGUAAGCGAAAUACAUAAUGUUUUGGAUUGGCUGGUAGAUCACAUGAUAACUUUAGGACGUACGCCUGAAAUGCAAGAGGUCAGUGAAGCUAUACACGAUAAUGUGUGUCCAUAAGCUCCCAUCUUCAUCAGUAGUACGCGUCAUGCAAAAUGACCCUUGCGUGUACUUGUGUACUUGUGUUAAUGCCUUGUUUGUGGGAGCUGCACGGCGAUGUCAAGAUAAAAACCUGGGUUCUAGGUGGGUGGCCAGCAACGGAUUCUGCAGUGGCGAUACCAUUUUGUCCAAGACGUUGAAAGGUGAAAACACUUGUUUUUGCAGCAAAAGAAUGGAGCUUAAUUUGAUUGCUCUCAACCUUCGUGGAGUUAGUUGCUUGUCUUUCAAGCAAACUGAUCUCAUUUCCACCAUCUUACUUCCAAUAAAACAGCGCUUAUUUGAGGUUCAGUCUCCUUUUUUUGAAGGCUUCACAUCGUCCCAAUUGGAUUUGUAAUACUUAAGGUAUCUUAAUUCACAUUUCAAUUCUUCCAUUCCUAUUCAGCAUACCAAAAUUCAAUA